AUGGCCGUCGGGUACCCCCGGACCCACGCCGUCGCCGUCCCCAUUGCGCAGCAGCAGCAGCCCCUGGUGCGCGAGCUGCCCCGGUCCUUCGCGGCCGUGCCUCGGGCGCUUGUGGCGGGCGUGGCGGCGCGGCCCGAGCAGCCUCCCCGAGGAGUUCCUAUAGCUUCGCAGCCCAAGGUUAAUCCAAUACCGCCUGUUGCUCCAUCCAAUGAGCAGAGCAACCCAAAAGACAGGGAAAAGAGCAGAGAAGAACCUACAGUUGAGGUUAUUAAUGACCGCAAAGUUAACCUGCUGGAUAGUGAGUCAGGAUCCUUGUAUGCUCUCUGUCGAUCGUGGGUUCGUAAUGGUGUUCCACAUGAAAGUCAGUAUUUGUAUGAUGUAUGA
This is a messenger RNA of Miscanthus lutarioriparius, 384 nucleotides long. The record is from the annotation of a GenBank genome assembly. Lineage: Eukaryota; Viridiplantae; Streptophyta; Magnoliopsida; Poales; Poaceae.